UUUCCCUACACUCCCUUCCCUCAUCCCUCACCUUCAAGCUUUAACAUCUAAUUACUAGCCAUGAAGAACAACACCUCUAACUUCUCUUCACCAUUCCUUACCUUCCAAUGGGGUGUUACUCCUGAUUGGGCAACCACCACCCUAGGUGGAACCCUAAUAAGCAUCUCCUACCCAACUACUGCACUUCUCAUCCUUGUUUCCCUUCUUUUCAUUGCCCAAGUUCGAUCUGAGAUUCAUAAGAAAUCUAGGCCAGCUCCACUUCCACCCGGUCCUGCAUCAUGGCCUAUAGUCGGCAACAUUCCGGAAUUGUUCCGAAAGAAGCCGGUAUUCCGAUGGAUACUUGGGUUCAUGAAGGAAAUGAAUACCGAAAUCGCUUGUAUUCGAUUCGGUGAUGUUCAUGUAAUUCCGGUUACUUGCCCGGAAAUCGCUCGAGAAUUCUUGAAAAAACAUGAUUCUUCAUUUGCUUCAAGACCCCUUACAAUGGGAACUGAGUACUCAAGCCGUGGUUUCUUGUCCAUAGCAGUUGCACCUUGGGGUGAUCAAUGGAAGAAGAUGAGAAGGGUAGUGGCUUCUGAGGUUAUAAAUCCCAUGAGACUUCGAUGGCUCCUUGAGAAAAGAACAGAAGAAGCUGAUAAUCUUCUCUACUAUCUAUACAACCAAUGCAGUAAUGGUGGUUCAGUUGUGGAUGUAAGAGUUGCAGUUAGGCAAUAUAGUGGCAAUGUUAUUAGAAAGAUGAUGUUCAACAAGAGAUACCUUGGAGAAGGAAGGAAAGAUGGAGGGCCUGGUGUUGAAGAAGAAGAAUAUAUGGAUGCCCUCUUCACUGUUCUUUCUUUGCUUUACGCAUUUUGUGUGUCAGAUUACAUGCCUAGUUUGAGAAAGUUUGAUUUGAAUGGACAUGAGAAGAUCAUGAAAGAAGCUAUUAGGGUUGUUAACAAGUACCAUGACCCUAUUAUGGAUGAGAGGAUUCAAGAAUGGAGAGAAGGAAAGAAGAAGGAAAAUGAAGAUCUUCUUGAUAUCCUCAUUUCAAUGAAAGAUUCAAAUGGGAAGCCAUUGUUAUCCACAGAAGAGAUCAAAGCUCAAGCUGCGGACUUGAUCUAUGCAUCGGUGGACAAUCCAUCGAAUGCAGUCGAAUGGGCCUUGGCAGAGAUGAUCAACAAGCCUGAGAUGCUUCAGAAGGCUACCGAAGAAAUUGAUAGGGUCGUCGGAAAGGAGAGGUUAGUUCAAGAAUCUGACAUACCACAGCUCAAUUACGUCAAGGCAUGCGCUAGGGAAGCCUUUCGGCUCCACCCGAUUGCCCCCUUUAAUCUUCCUCAUGUCUCCAAUGCUGAUAUGACGGCCGCCGGUUAUUUCAUUCCUAAGGGUAGCCAUGUUAUAUUAAGUCGAAUUGGGCUAGGCCGGAACCCUAAAGUUUGGGAUGACCCACACGAGUUCAUACCCGAACGCCAUUUGAAGGAUCCCUCAGUUGAGGUUGAUCUGAUUGAACCGGAACUACGGUUCAUCUCGUUCAGCACUGGGAGGCGUGGGUGCAUGGGGAUCGCGCUCGGCUCCGCCAUGACUGUUAUGCUGUUGGCUAGGCUUCUGCAAGGGUUCAGUUGGGGAAUAAGCCCUGGUGAGUCAAGGAUUGAACUCAAUGAGUCAAAAACCGAUCUUUUCUUGGCUAAACCACUGCUUGCCCAUGCCAAGCCACGUUUGCCAGUUCAUGCUUACUCUAUGCCCUAACAUAAUUCUUGGAGCCAGAGUUAAUUUG
This is a messenger RNA of Telopea speciosissima, 1747 nucleotides long. Its product is annotated as phenylalanine N-monooxygenase-like. The record is from RefSeq and is a predicted model, not a curated record. The coding region runs from base 61 to 1719 and encodes 552 amino acids. Gene Ontology annotation, molecular function: heme binding; oxidoreductase activity, acting on paired donors, with incorporation or reduction of molecular oxygen; iron ion binding. The transcript has 2 exons. NCBI's taxonomy places the organism in Eukaryota, Viridiplantae, Streptophyta, Magnoliopsida, Proteales, Proteaceae.